AUGGCUACCGACAGACGUCAAAACGGCUACGGCACUUCUGGCUUCAAAGGCCAGAACAUGAUGAACCACUAUGCCCAAGCUCACGGCGGAGCCCAGUACCUUCCUCGCGGGCUCCCGAUAUCGUCCCACAUAGGUGACAACCCUCUCCAGAACUUGACGAACAAUAUGAGUGGUCUGAACUUGCAUGCCUCCUAUGGCUCCUCCGGCACUAACAAAUCCGGUGCAUCCAUGAUGUCUUCCACCUCGUCAGAUUACAAUGGUCUUCAGGGUCAGGGUCUAUGGGUCCCCAAUCAGCAUGUUCUGAACUCCAUGUACCAAGUCCUGCCUGGAGCUGGUCAACAGCAAGCUUCGCCUGGCAUGUACAACCAUGCAGGUGCUUUCGUCCCUGCCUAUCAGUAUAGCCAGGGCAUUGCUGAGAACCCCGCAAUGGCUGCUAACUGGAGCGGUCGUAUCUCCUCAGCCGAGAUGCCAUCGCUGAUGACACCUAGACGUGACUCCAUCUCUUCGAACGAGAAUGACAUCCCCGGUACGCCCUACAAUGGCAGCGGCCCUUACCGCUAUGGACCUUCGGCGGCCAUCAUUGAUCGUUCCCCCAAUGGAGUCUACGCGAACAGUGCAACCCCUUCACCUUCCCAGUUGGCUCAUGGGUAUCAGCUCGUUGCCCCACUCCAUAAGGCCCAGAGCAUGCCAACACUCUCACCUCGUCUGCUGGCGCUGGUCAACAAGGAGCCGUCAAUCCCUCGGGCCAUUCCUGCUCCUAACUCCCCCGCAAAGCCACUCGACCGCAGCCUUGAGAAUAAGUCUGGCGAGACAAACGUCUACAUCCGUGGCUUGCUUCCGGAGACCACCGAUGAGAUGUUGCAUUCCUGGGGCGCGCGCUUCGGAGACAUUCAGAGCUCCAAGUCGAUCAUCGAUAACAAGACUGAACUGUGCAAAGGUUUCGGAUUCAUCAAAUAUCAUAACUUCGAAGACGCCGAGAACUGCAUUCGUGGCUUCCACUAUCUUGGAUACGAAGUCAGCUUCGCACGGGAGUCGUUCUAUUCCAAGCUCAAGAAAUUCUCCGACGAGCAGAACACGAAUCUUUACAUCUCCACCUUGCCAAAGAAUUUCAACGAACACGAGCUCAGUGCCAUCUUUGCACCUCACAAAGUCUGCUCCAGCCGUAUCCUUCGUGAUGCAGCCGGGACUCCUCGUGGUGUUGGAUUCGCUCGCAUGGAGUCUCGUGAUGUCUGCGAAGAGAUCAUCAAGAAGUUCAACAACACCCCCGUCUCCAAGCCCGGAACGGAGGAGCAUAUCAUUCAGAUUCGCUAUGCCGACACCCAUGAGCAGAAGCUUCUCAAGCAGCAGACAGCUGCUGGACGAGUCUUCCGUGCUCAUGAGUAUGAGGUCGGCGUCGCUCAGGCUCGCGCAUUGAGUGCCCCGGACAGGUUCCUCUCCAUCUCCCCGGAACAGCAUAGUAGUGUCAACGAGUUCGAAAUGUUCCUCCAGCGUCAGUCAAAUGGGGCUCCAUUCGUCCCCAACCAGCGUUAUCGCCAGCCGUAUGCCCCCGCUGUCCCAUCGACUCUGGGCACCGCCCGUCCAACGAUGCCUCCCAUGCUGCUCUCAGCUGCCCAAGUUCCUGGCAAGGCUGGUCGUGACGGUUCUGACGAUGAGGGUGUCGAGAACAAACCCAGUCCUGCUACUCCCGCGAAGACUGCAGCCUCCUCUAGCUCUCCUGCUCGUGAGUCUGGACGCGAGGAGUAAGGUCGAUCCCCCACUGGCUCUCCUCGCAUGCACCUGCAGGCUUUGAAGCUCAUCUCGUCGCUCCAAUCGUAUCAGCGGCGCCUGCUCUUUAUUCAUCUCAACACUUCAAAGUCAAUUCAUG
Aaosphaeria arxii CBS 175.79 is the source of this 1864-nucleotide messenger RNA. RefSeq lists its product as uncharacterized. The record is from RefSeq and is a predicted model, not a curated record. The coding region runs from base 1 to 1743 and encodes 580 amino acids. Gene Ontology annotation, cellular component: ribonucleoprotein complex; cytosol; nucleus. The transcript has 2 exons. Gene Ontology annotation, molecular function: poly(U) RNA binding; poly(A) binding; mRNA 3'-UTR binding. Lineage: Eukaryota; Fungi; Ascomycota; Dothideomycetes; Pleosporales.